Molecule: messenger RNA, 243 nt
Organism: Lachancea fermentati
Lineage: Eukaryota; Fungi; Ascomycota; Saccharomycetes; Saccharomycetales; Saccharomycetaceae
Source: the annotation of a GenBank genome assembly
AUGGGAAAAGCCGCUAGCACUAACUCUCACGCCAUUCAAGCCGGUAACAAGGCCAUUAUCAUUUCCCCUUGGCAACACAAGGUCAUCGACAUCCAACCUUUGCACAAAUUCGGCGGUCAAUGCAGCUUUAAUGGUAUUCAAAACGGAGAGAUUUCCUUAAAUGACCGCUUCCUGCACCAAGUCGCCGUGGUCGAGGACGGUAACUUUGUAGGUCUAAAGGACGUCAUUGUCAGAGACGAGUAA